Messenger RNA from Papaver somniferum (opium poppy), 1230 nucleotides. Its product is annotated as protein ecdysoneless homolog. Lineage: Eukaryota; Viridiplantae; Streptophyta; Magnoliopsida; Ranunculales; Papaveraceae. The transcript has 6 exons. The record is from RefSeq and is a predicted model, not a curated record. Bases 1 to 1230 code for a protein of 409 amino acids. Gene Ontology annotation, cellular component: nucleus.
AUGAGUGGUUUUAUUGUCUUUCUUCUCACUGAAAUCUCUAGAAAAAUUCCUCAAGUUAAAGUUAGGGUUUGGGAUUCUCACGUUGAGUUUCUUUUCUUUGAAAGUGCUUCAUUUCUUCCUAGUUGGCUAACCCCUGAGACUAGUAAAAAUAGGGUUUUUAUUAGAUUCGGAGAAGUUAGUAUUGUGCAUGAAGGGAAUAUGUCUCUGGGUUCUAGAUUAAUUGAAAUCUUAGGGUUUUCGAAAUCUCCCACUUUUGAUGUUGGUGCACCAAUGUAUGUUCGGUCAGCUUUUAAAAAUAGGAUCUCUGAGUAUCUAGAGAGAGUGAAAUUGAAUAUGCAUCAGAUUAGGGUUCAGGUUCCGAUUUCCAUUGCAAAAGUUUUGCAACAUGAACCUUGUUUGAUCUCUUUGGCAAUUGAGGUGUUUUGCAAUAGAGAUGAUGGUGAUUUAAUGAAGCUUAGUCAGAAAAUGGAAACAUUUCUGAAAGGGACUGAAUCUACUGUUGAUGGUGAUAAGAAAGAAGAGCUUGUUAGAGUUUCUGUAAGAAUGUCUAGGGCAAUGUAUGUGAAAUUGGUUAAUCAGGAAAUUUUCGAGGCACCAAAAUGCUACCCGAUUCCACCAAGAAUUGAUAGUUCACUUUAUGUUGAAGCAUUAUUGGGUAUGAAAAUUACUUGUGGGUUUGAAAUAAUGUAUAAGAAAAGUAUUCGAGAAGGAAGAGGAGGAAAAGGGAUUGCUACUUUGGAGUCUUUCAAGGAAAGGGAAACGAUGAAUGGACCAGUUAGUCGAAUUGAUGAGCUCUUGUUUCCCAAUUCUUCUGUAGAAUUUAAGGGUCUUGGCCUUCUUCCUUCAGAUGAUGAUGCUUUUUCCAUUAAUGCUUGGCUUUAUGAUGAAGAGGACAAGUCCAAGUUGGCCAUGUUGGAGAGACAGAAACAUAUACAACUUUUCGAGUUUAAAAGUGAGGCCAAAAAGGACAUCGAAAAGACAUGUGUCGAUCAGUCUACUGAAGAAGGAUCAUCUUCAGAAAGUGAUUCUGAUUGGGAUGGAGUUCCAUUCGGCUAUGAUAGUGAUUUUUUAUACGACGACUUUACAAAUCCUUUCUUGGAUAUCUAUAAUGAGGUUGGUUUUUUAUACGACGACUUUACAAAUCCUUUCUUGGAUAUCUACAGUGAGGAUUCUGAUGAUGAGUUCAACCCCUUAGAGGCUGCCAUCUUUGCUGGGCUCAUGGGAGGAUAA